GCGGACACCUCGGCAGCCACGGUGGCGGGGCCGUGGCGGGCGCCGACUCGGCCCGGCCCCCUUUCCCCCGCCCCGCCCCGCGCCGCCGCCGGCCGGGCUGCUGUCAGCUCUCUCCUUAGCGUCGGGCGGAGACGCUGUGUAUGCUGAACAGCUGCGGCCGGAGGCUGCUGCACGUCCUGGGCCUUAGCUUCCCGCUGCUGACCCGCCGGCCGCUUUUCCUCUGCCCUCACCGCCUCAUGAAACCGGUGGUCGUGUUCGUCCUCGGCGGUCCCGGCGCCGGCAAGGGGACCCAGUGCGCCCGCAUCGUCGAGAAAUAUGGUUACACCCACCUUUCUGCAGGAGAACUUCUUCGUGAUGAAAGGAAGAACCCAGAUUCACAGUAUGGUGAACUCAUUGAAAAGUACAUUAAAGAUGGAAAGAUUGUGCCAGUUGAGAUAACCAUCAGUUUGUUAAAGAGGGAAAUGGAUCAGACAAUGGCUGCCAAUGCUCAGAAGAAUAAAUUCUUGAUUGAUGGGUUUCCAAGAAAUCAAGACAACCUUCAAGGAUGGAACAAGACCAUGGAUGGGAAGGCAGAUGUGUCUUUCGUUCUGUUUUUUGAUUGUAAUAAUGAGAUCUGUAUCGAACGAUGCCUUGAGAGGGGAAAGAGUAGUGGUAGAAGUGAUGACAACAGAGAGAGCUUGGAGAAGAGAAUUCAGACCUAUCUUCAGUCAACAAAGCCAAUUAUUGACUUAUAUGAAGAAAUGGGGAAAGUCAAGAAAAUAGAUGCCUCUAAGUCUGUUGACGAAGUUUUAUGAAGUUGUGAAGAUUUUUGACAAAGAAGGCUAACUAAACCUGAAAGCAUCUUCGAAAUCAUGCUUGAAUAUUGCUUUGAUAGCUGCUAUUACAACCCCUUUUUAAGGCAAUUUUAAUCUUUCAUAAUUACAUCUCAAUUAAUGGCUGGAAAGUAUGUAGUAAGACAAAUUUUUUAUCUUAGAUUUUUUUGGUUGUAGGAGUAGACAGUGAAUUCGGGUCUAACUUCAUCUUAGCUAUGGUGCUCACAAAACAAAGAAGGAUAUCAGCUUAGUUCUUUGUUUUUAUUCAAAAAGCAUAUCCCUUUUAUAGUUUGUGCCUUCUGUGAGCAAAACUUUUUAGUAUGUCUGUAUAUCCCUGUAAUAAUUACAACAUGUUAGGAUUAGGGAUUCCCCACUUCCUUGUUUUCUUGCAGGUUUUAAAUUUCCAACCUGUUAAGUGAAGUUGUGGACCAAAUUCCAAAGGAACUUAUUGUGUAGUCGGUUCUUGCAAAAUGUGUUUGGUAAACAAUCUUAUAAAUGAAUUCCUAGAUGUGUUUUAGUAUUUAUCAAAUAACUGACCAUUUCCUAUAGAAAGGUAAAAAACCUUAGGCUUUGUUUUAUUACAACUUAUACAGAGUUGUGUGACAGGGCAUCUUCUUUGCUUCCAGGGAUUGGGAUGGGGUCACUGGGGGUUCAGAGCCUGGCAGAAUUGUCAGCUUUAUUCUGACAUUAAUCUGAGGGUAAGGGGCAAGGAUCACAUCUAAUGACCUGUGUUCCUGUGCUCUAUUAUAUAGUGUUAUUAAUGAUUAAAUUGUUCUUAACAAAAUUCCUAGCAGUGGAACCUUGAAAUGCAUGUACGAGGUUUAUGGUAAAUGAUUUGGUUAGCGUUUUAGUAACACUUGAUUCAAAGUGUUUUUGUUUGUUUUCUAGACUAAAUGUAGGGUUGGUACGAAGUAAAAACAUCUGGUUAAUUUUCCAUUUGUGUUUUAUUUUCUUGAAUACUUUUUUUCAAUUAUUUGUUUAAGGAGAUUUAAAAAUCAUUGCACUUUGGUCAGAAAAAUAAUAAAUAUAUCUUAUAAAUGUU
Molecule: messenger RNA, 1854 nt
Organism: Ailuropoda melanoleuca (giant panda)
Lineage: Eukaryota; Metazoa; Chordata; Mammalia; Carnivora; Ursidae
Gene: CMPK1
Product: cytidine/uridine monophosphate kinase 1
Exons: 6
Coding region: 141-794 (217 amino acids)
Biological process (GO): pyrimidine nucleotide biosynthetic process; 'de novo' pyrimidine nucleobase biosynthetic process
Molecular function (GO): ATP binding
Source: RefSeq, a predicted model, not a curated record